Mollisia scopiformis is the source of this 1733-nucleotide messenger RNA. RefSeq lists its product as uncharacterized. The annotation marks the transcript as partial. Gene Ontology annotation, biological process: regulation of DNA-templated transcription; chromatin organization. The record is from RefSeq and is a predicted model, not a curated record. Gene Ontology annotation, molecular function: DNA binding; chromatin binding. NCBI's taxonomy places the organism in Eukaryota, Fungi, Ascomycota, Leotiomycetes, Helotiales, Mollisiaceae. The transcript has 2 exons. Gene Ontology annotation, cellular component: nucleus.
AACGCAUCUCGAAGACUUCAGAUCAUCGAGAUCCUCUUCAUCAACUCAUUCGUGGCAUUGUUUGCGACGUUCUGAACACUAGCGAGUCUCUUCUCUUUGUCCCUACCACUCAUUAUCGAUCGGUGCGAGGCGUUCCUAUCCUGCGUACGAGCACCUUCCCACAACCACAACCACGACCAAUUGAGCUCGGUGAAGCUCGGGGAACAGCUCCAGGGCUUCUCUACCCUUCUCAAUAUCUCUGCGACAUCUGCGAAGGCAACCGGAAGCUUUGGAACCCCCCGGCGCAUACCUUAAAGCUCCCUCUCGAAGCUGUCACGUACAUCAACAUGGCUUCUGAUGGACCACCACAAACACCAGCUGGCAGCAAUGAAGCUCCAGCUGCAGUCACUACUUCUCCCCCGAAAUAUGUUCCACAAUUCUCUGCUGCGACUGAAAUGAUUCUCAAGCGCAUUCAAUCCGGUGCUACCAGCUCGUUCGCGUCGACUGGACUUACUGGCACGCCUGCUGGCUACGAGGACAUGAAGCGUAGUGUUAUGCAGAGUAUGAAGACAACGAUGAACAUGGAGCUUCCCAGUACACCAAUUGGAAGUGCGAACAAAGCUAGGGCUGCCAGAGCUACAGGUGGAAGUGGUUCUCGAUCUCGAAGCUCAGCAACACCAACCGCUGCAUCUGCUAGUGGACCCAAAGGCAAAGGAAGUGCGCGUGGCCGUGGGAAAGCCGGAAUAAAGAGGAAGAGAGCGAAGAGUGAGGAGGAAGAAGAGACGGAGGAGUCAGACAGCGACAUGUCAAAGCUCGGUGGAGAUUCUGAUUCUGAUGGCUCUGGAAGCAUCCCCGACUUGCCAAAAAUGACCCAAUCUGGUCGCCAAGUCGUGAAGCCCCAGCAAUUCGUCCCUGCCAAUUAUGAACCUGCUACGAAGCGACGUGCGCCGUCUAGGAAGUCUCAAGAGCAAGCACUCUGCAAACGAUGUGGGCGCGGGCACAGUCCCGAGAACAACAUGAUCGUGUUCUGCGACGGUUGUAACGGAGGAUGGCACCAAGAAUGUCAUGAUCCGAAAGUCUCUGACCAGGCAGUUCAAGACGAAAAGGAGCCCUGGUUCUGUGCCGAGUGCAGUCGCAAGAAGGGAAUCAAGACAGUACCCGAGCCUCCAAAGGCUGUCAGCUGGGAAGGACGAAGUUCCGAAGAGAAAAGAGCAUACCUGAACUCCCUUCCUCACCCGCAAUUAGUCUCCCUGCUAUUACAGGCGACGACAAUUCACCCUAAUCUUCCACUCUUCCCACCCACACCACCAGCUGCUCCUAUAUCCGUCCCUAUGCAAGCAUAUGUUCCCCGUCCUGCUACUGUUCGCACAAAUAUAUAUCCACAACAACCUUUCCCUCCGUCUUCUGCAUCAACUGCUGGUCUAUUUUCUCGAGCCGAAGCCAAUCCUAAUGCCCCGAUCAAUUUCAUUCGCAAGAUUCCUCCUGGUUCAUCACAAUCGCCUGCUCCUACAACUCCGGCUUCUUUCACAGCCUCCCAACCCUUGCAAUCUUUCACACAUGCUUCCUCUGCGCCUCCCCAACUUCCUGCCCAAGACGAUAGUCGGGAAAGCACACCCGCUAGUCCACCUUACCCAAAAGCAGGCAAUGGUCUCAUGGCAAAACUCGGACCGGAUGAAGAAGAUUUGGAAUGGUUGGUCGAUGCGAAUGACUACGACGCUUUCAGUCACGUAGUCUACAACGAAGCUGGUGAGAGG